Molecule: messenger RNA, 2425 nt
Organism: Chrysochloris asiatica (Cape golden mole)
Lineage: Eukaryota; Metazoa; Chordata; Mammalia; Afrosoricida; Chrysochloridae
Gene: FBXL20
Product: F-box and leucine-rich repeat protein 20
Exons: 15
Coding region: 255-1565 (436 amino acids)
Biological process (GO): SCF-dependent proteasomal ubiquitin-dependent protein catabolic process
Cellular component (GO): SCF ubiquitin ligase complex
Molecular function (GO): protein binding
Source: RefSeq, a predicted model, not a curated record
GUUUUUGUUUUGGGUUGAAGUUGAGGCUGAGGAGAGGGAGAAGCUAGCGACGAGCAGUCGGCCACCGCCGCUGCGGCCGCGGGAGGUGGUGGAGGCCCUGCCGUAGUCAAACGGCCUUUCCUUGCAGUCCCAGGUCCCUGCCGUGCCCUUCCUCCGCCUCCUACCCGUCCUCGGAACUCCUGGGCCUGUCCUGGGCCCCCUGUCUUUGCACCCCGCACGCCGCAGCACCGGCCCUGGCCGCACCCGCCGGCCCCAUGAGGAGGGACGUGAACGGAGUGACCAAAAGCAGGUUUGAGAUGUUCUCAAAUAGUGAUGAAGCUGUAAUCAAUAAAAAACUUCCCAAAGAACUCCUAUUACGAAUAUUCUCUUUUCUGGAUGUCGUUACCUUGUGUCGCUGCGCUCAGGUCUCCAGGGCCUGGAAUGUUCUUGCUCUCGAUGGCAGUAACUGGCAACGAAUUGACCUGUUUGAUUUCCAGCGGGAUAUUGAGGGUCGGGUAGUGGAGAAUAUUUCCAAAAGAUGUGGGGGCUUUUUACGAAAGUUGAGUCUUCGUGGAUGUCUUGGAGUUGGAGACAAUGCAUUAAGGACCUUUGCACAAAACUGUAGGAACAUUGAAGUGCUGAAUCUUAAUGGGUGUACAAAGACCACAGAUGCUACAUGUACUAGCCUUAGCAAGUUCUGUUCCAAGCUCAGACACCUUGACUUGGCUUCCUGUACAUCAAUAACAAAUAUGUCUCUAAAAGCUCUGAGCGAGGGAUGUCCACUGUUGGAGCAACUGAACAUUUCAUGGUGUGACCAAGUAACCAAGGAUGGCAUCCAAGCACUAGUGAGAGGCUGUGGGGGUCUCAAGGCCUUAUUCUUAAAAGGCUGCACACAGUUAGAAGAUGAAGCUCUCAAAUACAUAGGUGCACACUGUCCUGAACUGGUAACUUUGAACUUGCAGACUUGCUUACAAAUCACAGAUGAAGGUCUCAUUACUAUAUGCAGAGGGUGUCAUAAGUUACAGUCCCUCUGUGCCUCUGGCUGCUCCAACAUCACAGAUGCCAUCCUGAAUGCUCUAGGCCAAAACUGCCCACGACUUAGAAUAUUAGAAGUAGCAAGGUGUUCUCAAUUAACAGAUGUGGGCUUUACCACUCUGGCGAGGAAUUGCCAUGAACUUGAAAAGAUGGACCUGGAAGAGUGUGUUCAGAUAACAGAUAGCACGUUAAUCCAACUUUCUAUACACUGUCCUCGUCUUCAAGUAUUGAGUCUGUCUCACUGUGAGCUGAUCACAGACGAUGGGAUUCGUCACCUGGGAAAUGGGGCCUGUGCCCAUGACCAGCUGGAAGUGAUUGAGCUAGACAACUGCCCACUAAUCACAGAUGCAUCCCUGGAGCACUUGAAGAGUUGUCACAGCUUGGAGCGGAUAGAACUCUAUGACUGCCAGCAAAUCACAAGGGCUGGAAUCAAGAGACUCAGGACCCAUUUGCCCAAUAUUAAAGUCCACGCCUACUUCGCACCUGUCACUCCACCCCCGUCAGUAGGAGGCAGCAGACAGCGCUUCUGCAGAUGCUGCAUCAUCCUAUGACAAUGGAGGCUGUCAACCUUGGUGAACUGAGUAUUUAAUGACACUUCUAGAGUUACCGUGGAGUCUCUCCAGUGGACACGACCCCAGUGUUCUGGGAAAGGGUUACAAAAUGAGGGUAGUGUCCAGAUCCCCAGGACCAUACGUUCGUACACGUACCUGCCCUCACCCCAUCACUCUAGCUCUGUGACCAUGGGACUGAAGUCCAUGCUGGCUUAUUUAUCAAGUGGAUGGGUAAAAGGUAACCAUUCUUGUUGGACAUGCCCAGAAGAAAAUCACAGACCAAGAUAGAGGGAAGGGGCCAUUCCAGCAAACUCAGUGUUACUGCUAUUGCAGUUUCUUUAUUUUGUUGAGGGGUUUCUUUGGGAAUUUUUGAAACAACAGCUUCAGUCCUUUGGGGUGAACAAAAAUAUGGAAAACCAAGAUAUGAUCCAGGGACCAGAAAGAAAAUUUCUUUGCAUCCUAGAAAUGGCAGCCAUUCAUUGUAAAAUGACUACAGAGCUUCUGUGCUUCGUUGUUUCCAUGACAACAUGCUAAGCAUGCUUACAAAGAUGGCCCAUCCAUUCCUCCUGUGUUUCAGUAUUUGGCCCAGAGAUUUCCCAAAUGGUUACACUGAAAUCACUGUGGUCCAAAUGUGAUUACUUGUUCACUCAAAUUGUCACUCUCUAGCACACUUGUGCACCUGUCUUCCUUUCUGUUGCUCCCUCCUGUGGUCUUGCUCAGUCUGUCACCCAUUCACAGUCUGCUUACUCACAGUCAGUUGCUGUUGUGUUUACAGUUUGCAUUUUGAAUGAUUAGUUGGGGUUACCAGACAUUUUUAAAAGAGACAUAAUCAAUAAAUUUUUUUUUUAUUCUAAAUUUUA